UAUUUAGUGAGACUGCAACAGUUGCUGCAUAUUUUAGCAGUGCAACUGGUAAUGAUCGAUGGUGAAUCAAAUCAUUAGGCCGUAAAGAGAUUUCCUGUAACGUCCUUUUAUUUUGAAGGGCUUUCGGCGGACGUCGCGCGGCGGCCAUUACGGAAACUCGCACUGCUUGUUUUCGUCGUGACGAGCCUUUGCUCCUCUCCGAGUCGUCGCCUUCGCUCUUUAUUUUGAAUCGGAAAAAAAAAUACGUGAGAUUUUGUCUCGUAAGUCAACUUUGGACUCGUUGCCCCAAGGACGACUAGGCCUUCGGUUGACAGUGACGUGGCGGGCGAUGGAAAGCCAGCGCCGGCGCACUCCCGCGGCAACGACAGCGGACCGGCUAUAAGCGCAAUGGAGAGCUCGCGUUGGCGCGCCCCGCUGGCGUGCUGCCGUCCCCGCGCCCUGGUCUUGCAUGCGCUCUUCUGGGCUCUCGUGGCGCUCAGGGUGUUUGGUGCCGCCCUGCUGGCCGAAGACAAACUAGCAGCGGUCAGAGCCGCCGUGUCUCCCUGUUGGCUGCUGGAGGACUUUGUGGUGACGGGCGAGUGUUCGCAGUGCGACGCCUUUCAGACGAAGACUCAGCCGGCGUGCGGCCAAACGGGCUACGUGGAGAAAAUCAACUGCACCAAGUCCAACCGGGACGAGUACAAAAGUUGUCGCUCGGCCGUCACGGAAGAACGUCGCUUCUGGAAGUUCGAGGCGGCCGCGUUGUCGGCGACGGCUCUGUCGGCCGUCCUGGUGGUCCUGCGGCAGCGCCGGCUCGACCGGCUGGCCUCUGAGAAAGUUCGCCGGCAGAUAGAGUCCAUCUAGCGUCGAACCGAUUGGAAUUCAAAACUUUUGGAUGUCGGAUUUCGGGCCAAUCUCUGCGGGGAAGUCAAUCUUUCCUUGUGCGAGCAGAAGAAAACCUCUGGGAAAGGCGCGAGUCCCGUCAAGUGUCUGCUGGGAGUUGAAGCCGGUUGUCUAUUUGGACUAUUUUGACAGUUAACGUCCACACGGUUAGGUUUUAUUCUAUGAAAGCUGGACAGGAUAAGCUUUGCUUUCUUGGGUUCAUUUGUGCAACAAAGCUACUCUGUCGGAAGAAAUAAAAGCCCUCUAGGCAAUGACCGUCA
Molecule: messenger RNA, 1142 nt
Organism: Corythoichthys intestinalis (scribbled pipefish)
Lineage: Eukaryota; Metazoa; Chordata; Actinopteri; Syngnathiformes; Syngnathidae
Gene: jtb
Product: jumping translocation breakpoint
Exons: 6
Coding region: 388-843 (151 amino acids)
Biological process (GO): mitotic cytokinesis
Cellular component (GO): spindle; cytoplasm; centrosome
Source: RefSeq, a predicted model, not a curated record